UUUGACCUGGAAAAAGUAGGAGGCUUUGCCUGAAGGAAUCGCUCCUACCAAUUUACAGUUCUGACUUGUCUCAGAGUUUCCCGUGUCUAGCCCUUUAUCUCUGACUCUUCGCUCUUCUCCCUCACCGGUCUCCUAGAUUCGCCUAGCGACUAGCGAGAUUAACCCUGGGGCUCUGAUCUUCGGCGAAAGAUUAGAAGCCGAAACGCUUCGGGAUUUAGGAGUGGUUCCGAGGUGGAGUACAUGGAUCUCGAAAAGCCAGAUCUUUCAGAGGAUCGCAAAGGGAGCGUUUCGCCCUCUUGCUCGAUCUGCCUCGAAUUUGUGCUCGAUCGAGGGGAGAGAUCAAUAGCCAAGCUGCAAUGUGGCCAUGAAUUCCAUUUAGAUUGUAUUGGGUCAGCAUUUAAUGCCAAGGGAGCAAUGCAGUGCCCGAACUGUAGGAAAAUUGAGAAAGGCCUUUGGUUAUAUGCAAAUGGACUUCAUUCGUCAACUGAUUUUGAUCUUGAUGGCUGGAUCACUGAGAAUAUUUAUGAUUUAAGUUAUUCAGAACUGCCAUUUGGAUUUCAGUGGUGUCCUUUCCGCGGGUUUACCAGACUAACAGCAUUGUUAGAGGAAGGAGACUCCCAGCCAAAUUCAUAUCACGACACUUCGGGCAGCAGUACAUUUUCAGAUCUCUCAAGCUCUUCUACAAGCUCGCAUGCUUGUCCUUACUUAGCUCUUCAUCAUGCCAUGAACGUUGCACAUUCAAGUACUUCUGUCUCUGUUUCAGAGAAUUCUCCAUUCCAUCGGACAAAUCUGGGCGUACAAUCGUCAGUUGAAAUGCUUAACCUCCACAAUUUCUCUUCAACUGAGGCACAAAACUCCAAUUGGCCACAGCAAUCGCCCUCACCUUCCAUGUCUUUGGUUGGAAAUUCUGAUCAUUCUACGUCUCUUUAUGGUAUCAGGUUUUCUAGGAAUGAUACAAGUAAUCAGCAGAGGUUAGGAUCUUUUGUACAAGCACAUCCCCUUCUACAUGGGUCCAUUGCACCCCGAAAUGGAAGUAAUCUAGUAGCUUCAUCAAUGGGGCCGCCGAUCAUAGGGGAGGUCAGGGCCCAUGCUAGAAGCCACGGGCAAGCGGUUUCUUCAUCGUCUAACCGGGCUGCUCCUUUUGCUGCACCUGUAAGGAGGCCGAGGUCAAGGGGUGUAGCUCUCGUAUCGGCCCCAUCAUCGGCCGAUAUAAGUGGAUUAUACGGAGUUUCUGUUUCCAACUCCACAACCAGAAGCCACCAAGAUUCAGAUAGGCAUUUUGAUCGCUACUAUGGCUGGGGUAGAGAAACCUUCACACCUCUUCCAUGGAUCCCUCUGGAAGGUGAAUCUCAGUGGUGGAGUCCCUUCAACCCUAACCAACCUCCUCAAUCUGGGAGUUUUCUUCAGCGAGGUGGCGCUUCCGGUGACAGAAUUACUCAGAAUCAUUCGGAAAAUGGUUAUCAUCAGCGAAUGCCAUUGCCGCCUUGGAUGCCGCCGCCGCCGCCACCUCCUCCGUACAUGUAAUGAGCAUGAUGAGGUUUGAGAUCUCUCUUCCUGUUCCUUGUCAAUGUCUCCCUCCCAUGUUUUUACAUGAAAACUGCUUUAUUUGAAUGCGGGGGACCGAAAAACUUUUGCGUGAAGAUUUUUGAGAGAAUUUCAUUAUCUUUCUAUUUCUGAAGAACAAAGAGCUGGGAUGUAAGAGCUUAGCUUGCUAUUUAGUUGCUUGGCAGGAGAACUGAAUGUUUAUUUAUCUUUCCUGUUCGAUGUAUAAAUUGGAAUUAAAUUUAAAUUUUGAUUUGGUUUCCGAAUUAUUUUUAA
Messenger RNA from Dendrobium catenatum, 1818 nucleotides. RefSeq names its product E3 ubiquitin-protein ligase RFI2. The record is from RefSeq and is a predicted model, not a curated record. The transcript has 6 exons. Bases 241 to 1524 code for a protein of 427 amino acids. Lineage: Eukaryota; Viridiplantae; Streptophyta; Magnoliopsida; Asparagales; Orchidaceae. Gene Ontology annotation, molecular function: ubiquitin-protein transferase activity.